This is a messenger RNA of Ooceraea biroi (clonal raider ant), 7497 nucleotides long. RefSeq lists its product as uncharacterized. The record is from RefSeq and is a predicted model, not a curated record. NCBI's taxonomy places the organism in Eukaryota, Metazoa, Arthropoda, Insecta, Hymenoptera, Formicidae.
CCGCGCGCGGGAGUAAAAGCGCGGCGGGCUGUCAGUACGCGUUCGACCGCCUGAGAUGAGGGGUUGGCGCCGUGAUUUGCGGAAGCUCACCUGCGACGAGUAGGAUCCACGCGUAGGAUCGCCGACGUUUAUCAACAGCGGUGCAUUAUGCGUUUGCUCGUUACCGCAUUUAAUCGUGCGGUGUGCCCGAGAUGAAGUGAGAAAACGAUUUUUUCCGAAGCUAGUGAAGUGACGACGAACAUGGCUUCGCCAAGAAUCACAUCCUGCUUGCUGCUGUUGCUGUUCUUGCUGGCCGUCGUUUACGCCUCCGUUGGUGGCCAAAGCAAGCAGGAAGGAAUAUUACCAACAGCAGCCCCGGAGCUGACUACUUUAAUGACAUCGAUAAAACUGACAGAGAAUGGCAAUGAUGUGACGCAGAUAGGGACACCUGAUUCUGAAGAGGAUAAAAUUAGUCAAAGCGAAAUAGAUGACGACGAGGCAGAGAAGAAGCGAAGAGAAGAAGAAGACAAGGAAGAAGAAAAUGAAGAAGAAGAAAACGAGGAGCAGGAGGACGAGGAAUACGAAGGUGAUGUUAAUAAUGAUGACGGCGAUAAUGAUGAUGAUGAUGAAUACGAGGAUGAAUUGAAAGCAGUCGCGGAGUCUCAUGAGGCAAUGUCGAAGGACGAAGCAAGAAACCCAAAUAUAUCCUCCAUCAGAAAUGAACAAUCGAGAGAAAAACUGUCAAGCGCGCAAAACUUUGAUUCCCAUGAGAAGAGCAAUGAGAACACGUUCGAUGAAAGUAUAGUGUCCAACGAGGCGAUCAUUAGUGAAGUCAUCAAGAAAGCUCAAGAUGAAGAGGUAAUAGAAUUACUAAAGUAUAAGAUGAAAGAGGACGCAAAAGUAAAGUCAAAACGCGUGCCGACAGUGAAAAAAGAGCUGAGCACCCAGAAGGAAAUAUUAUUGGUCAAUGAGACGCAAGUAUCGAAGAGCCUGUUACCCUCCGAGGAUCCCGUGAAUCAUUUAAGCAGCGAAACUGACAACGUCCGCAGAAGGGACCUGGAGAAAAACAAGCUGACGGAAGAGAAGUCGCGUGAAGGCGUUUACCUCCAAAGACCUUCGAGCGAGAUCGGCUUCAAUAAUACAUACGCUGAACAGAAGAAUCCUUCGGGAGGCGUGAAGAGACUGGACAAAAGACAGGAAACCGUUCUCAAGGACCUCAAAGCGUAUUUGCUCGCUGAGAAUGCAGCUGAAGAAGAGCGGCAACGGAAGUUGGAAGAACUCGGGGUGCAAGAAGGCGCAUUGGCAGAGAGUCUGCUGAAACUUUUGGUGAAAUUGGCGGAAGAUCCGGGCAAAUGGCAGCGCGUGCACAAAUUUCUCACUGACAUAGAGAACGAUCUGGAAGUAUCAAAGAGUCAAGAUUCGAUGAAACGCAGCACGACGAUGACGAUGUUGCUCUCCGUCACACCCCCGUCCAAUGAUGUGCCCAAGAAGAAUCGUAAAAAGCCAAAGAAGAAGAAGAAACGACCGAGGCAUCAACAGACCUCCACGACCACCUCGACAACGACUCCGAUGCCUGAGACGUCGCCUUUGACGACAACGGAUACGUGGUUGACGACACCGCAAUGGCGGCUCGUAGCUGAGAGACUCUUCGGACCACACUGGCAAGAGAACACGCAUGAGGAAUCCGAAAACGUGGCGAAAAUGCGAAUCGAUCCGAAACCGCGCAUUCUGUCACUUUGGGACCUAGUUGAUCAAAACAAAUCGAAGAAUACUGUGAGAACGACGAAUGUCGAACAGAAACCUUUGCUCUCGGAUGCUUCUGGGAAAGCCAAUACUCAAUCGCGAUUGUUAGGUGUGAGAAAGAUUAAUCCUCAUCCACUGUAUCUUCAAGAUUCGAGGGAAUUCAUCCCUGUGACAGAUUCGGAUCGCUUAGCUGAUUACGACUCACCGGAAGCGGUUUUUCCGCGUCUACGUUACACUUCGACUAACGAAUUUCCGCAACGCAGAAAUGAGAAUGAUUACCAGGAUGACUUGACUCUGCAAACGAAUUAUUUCGCUCGUAAUCAAGAGUACAAGCCACCGAGCAGAGAGUUCGCCAUUAGCAGAAGCUGGCCGGACCUGACUAUCCCUUACAAGCACAAUCGACCAUGGAGCGUGGAUGAGCGUCCACUUUACCCGGUAUCAUCCGACAAAUGGCCUUGGAGUCAGCAAAGUGAUUUUAGGUAUUGGCCAACGCGUGGGAAAUACAGAAACCAUUGGGCGACUUUAGGAAUCGAGAAGAACGACGAUCGAAUGAAUUCAGCAAGGAUCAAAGACUGGCAGCAACAGGAGUCACCAUUUUGGGAAACCGACAAGUCGCACAUGUGGCUAGUAGAGGAGGAAAUGCCAUCCUUGUGGCCACGAAUAGAUAAAACGAUGAAACCUUAUAGGCACGACGAGCUAAUAACCUGGGAAAAGAAUAAGAAUCAUUCCGAAUUGAAUAAGAAGGAGGAUACCAACAACAAGGUGGUAUUGCCGAAGAUCACCAUGAAAACUUGGAACAGUUUAACCUCCGAUCCCGCGACUUGGCCGUACAAACUACCAAGCGCAAAACCAUGGCCGAAAGAUGAAAACGGCAAAUCGUACAACCCGAACGCCGAUCUAAUAAAAAAGCUCGGCCUCGAUAAGGAAGACAACGCGAACUGGUCGAAAGACAAAGAUGAGAAGUCAGGGAAGUUAGUGUUCGAGAAGCAAACUAGCUCAAUUUUUCCCAAAGACGCGAGAAAAAAAGAGCUAACGCGAUCAAACGAUUUCAAGUACAAGCCGAUCAGCAACAAGAGCAACUACAAUGAUUACAGGAAGCUGCAGCAACAGGAAUCCAUGAAAGAGAUGCCCAAGUGGAUGUAUCAGGACAUAAAGCAGUCGAAAGAAUGGAUCAAACCACAAGCUACAUCCGACUCGCUGGAACACAGCGAGGUGGACACCUGGAACACAAAGUCGGAAGUGUCUGCCGGAAAUCCCUGGUUAAGGAAGAAUUCCCAAUCAAUUUUAUCCACGACGCAAUUGGAUGGUAACCAAGUGAAGACCCCGAACGAUGAGAAUUCACUGUCUCGUUUCUCAUCCUUCGAUACGGCUGGUGCCAACCAUGGAAAGUGGAGUGGAAAGUUAGACAAAAGUAAAGAGGGGUUGGUAAAAUACUGGACGUACAGUCCAAAGAACAAUAGCUCGCCGGGCGCGAAGAUAAACGAUGAUGAUUUUUGGAGGGAGAACAAUUCCUGGCUAUCCAAGACAAAGGAGAAUUUCUGGACGACGGGGAUGAAAUCCGCGCCUACCUCGUGGGACUCAAAAAUGGGCGACAACGUCUCGUGGGCAUCGAAGGUAGACAAUAAUGCCUCCUGGAUGCCAAAAUCCAACAAUGCGGACUCGUGGACGGCGGAUGGUGACAUUUGGCCGGGGAAACCCAACAAUGCCGAUUCCUGGUCACCGAGCUCCAACGGCCUACCUUCUUGGAUUGCAAAAGGAAAGAACAAGGAUCCGUGGGUUGGCAAGCCGAACAAUGCUGGUUGGUCGCAGAAAAUGAAGGAUGAUAACUUCUGGGCGAGCAAGUUCAACAACGUGGCUUCCUGGAAGAAUAACGAUAAUUGGAAAACUGAGCAGAACUCGUGGCAGCAAAAGAUCAACGACGACUGGAAUAUUGGUUACGGCAAGACUUCGGCUGGCACGUGGCCCUCGAAGUGGAAGCAGUUUGCUUAUCACAAGGUGACGGCGGUACCGAUCUUGAAACCGGGUACGACGGCCGAUGUUUCGUCGGCCAAGGCGAAAAACGCGUUUAUAGCGGUCUCCGCGGUCUCUUCGGAGAAUUAUAACGGAAACGACUGGAGGAAAAAUGACGUGAGAGAAGCGACGCAUGACGACAAUUUUAGGUCGGAGAAGAUGGAUCAGUCGAAUAACCAAGUUCGAUCAGAGAGCGAACGGCCAAUUUAUGCAUGGAAGAAGAACGGCUUGCAACUGAACAAUGUUCAUGUGAAGAGAAACACUACCGACCCGCUGGAGAAUCAACUGGAAGCGCUAAGGCAGGAUGAUUUGUGGCCAUACAAGCAGAAUGAGGUCGAAACGGAAGAGGAAAUUGUAUUUACCGCGUCAACCCCGCAGUCAGCAAUAACAGCGAACAAUACGAUAUCUCAACUUCCACAGAAUCAGACCACGUCGAAGGCUGUCAACACAUCGUCCAAGGCUUAUCAACAGGAGCUCCUGAUGAAAUAGGAAGACAUUCGCGAUUCGUCAAACCUCGUCCUACAAAUAUUCAGAUAUCGUGGUUCGAUCUACGAUAGGCCAUACGGUUUCUAAUUGUAGAUUAGGUUUAUAUUUGAUAUUAGUUGCGCGAUAUUUACGACUGAUAGUGUUUUCGGUUCACGCGAUCCGGACCAAUGCAAUACAAGGAACAGUAUUCCUGGCAUUGUGUUUGAGCCGAUAACUAUGUCACACAUCUUAAAUUAGAAGCUCAGAAAUAUAGGGUAAAAUAAAUAGGGUAAAAUAUGUUGAGACCUUUCUCGCGAUUUAUGUCACGUUUAUUUUUUCGCAGUAAUACUUCAGUUUGAUAAAAUAACUGCAAUCAUAAUUUAUAAAUUGAUAGUAAGUUCUACUAUGUGAUAUGAAUGUGUAAAAUAAUCACGCGCACGGAAAUUUGAACUAUUAUAAAAUAUUGUUACUCACGUUGAAUAAAAAUUACAGCUAUUACAUUUAUUACCAUUUUAAACUUUGAUAAAUGUUAAAUAUAACGGAUUAAUAACGAAUGAAAAUUAAUACCGUACUUUGUAAAUGCGUUUUAUUAAAUUAAAAGAUUAAAAUGAAGAAUCGCUUAUAUAUGCAUUGUAUUUAUAUAUAUUUAUACUUCUUUAUUUCUCUUGCUUUUAAUAAUUCAAGAUGUUUGGCAUACGUAUCGGCUUGACCACCGAUUUCAUAUUUAACUCUUAAGUUACACACUUUGUUACACACUCACAAACACACAUGCACAAUUCUAUAUGUAACUAAAUACAGUAAUGAAAUCAAUCGAUGACAGUAAUGUAGCCAUGAGGUAGCACUGAAAAGUUUUUUUCGGGGAUUACGUUACGAUGAGAGAAUACUGAUGAACGAAAUCCACUGACAAUUUCCAGUUACUCACAUAGAGAUCUAUAUAGAAUAUUUUAAAUUAUUAUUAAAAUCCACAUGUAACAUGUAAAGAUCCAUAUGGGAAUAUGUGUGGGAUUGUAUAACUAUAUGAGAAUCCAUGUUGAAUGUUUAAAAUCCGUAUCGAAAUCCGCCUUGUGUGUAAAGAUUUAUAUAAGAAUUCGUGUGAUGUGGCAUACCUAUACAAGAAUCCAAAUGGGCAUUUAAACCCCAUGUUGGAGUCUACUCAGUGUGUAAAAAUUCAUAUCGAUAUCUGUAUGAAACAGUAUAUCUGUAUCCGGAAUCCAUGCGAAGUCACAUGGACGCCUGCACACCUAUGGAAAUUCACAUGGAAACCCAGUAUUAGGGUCACAGAAUUAGCACAUAGAGAAAAUCUUAAUUUCUACAUGGGAUCCACAUGCGAGAUCUCAUGUAGGACUUAGAUUCCUGGCCUAUGCGUUGAAAGCAAAUCCCGAGAUCCCAUAUAUAAUUUCUCAUAUGAAAUUAUAUUUCCGAUACUUGUAUCAUUAAAUACGAAUUGUAUAUUUCCAGUGAAUUUCCCAUAUAAUUCCGACCUACAGCUUUCCAAAAUGGGAAAUGCGUUGGAUGGAAACGUCAUGAGAUAUCAUUACAUAUCAAAUGUAAACCUAGCUUAUUGUAAUUUGCAACAACGUCCUGGCAAACACGCGAAAUGCUAAUCGAUCCGUUCCGAUGAAUGACGUAGUGUCUCUCGAGCAACGUUACUCUCUGAAACAAAAUCAGUGUAUUUUCAUUGAAAAACAUAAAUUCAAAUGUAAAUCUAGCUCAUUGUAAUUUUCAACAACGCCCUGGCAAUCACGCAAAUGCUAAUCGAUCGGUUCCAAUGAAUAACGUAGUAUCUCUCGAGCAACGUUACUCUUUGGACCAAAAUCAGUAUUUUCACUGAAAAACAACUAAAUUUACUAUACCCAGAGUACUGUAAGUAAAAUCACCAGUAAAAUUAAUUUAAAAAAUAGUCAUAUUUUACAAUCGAAAGUAAUGAGACAAAAAGAAUAAGUAAUAUUCCGCAAUUUUUAAUUGAUUAAUUGACAACCAAAUGUCAAUCCUUUAUUGAAAAUUAAUAAAAUCCUCAUUUCAGUAAUUCUCUCAAAAUCAGUAAGGAUUUCAAGGAGAUAUGUGACUCAGGUAGUUACAUUUGCUGAUUUAGUUUCGGAGAGUAUCUUGUUGAUAACAAAAAUACUCCGAUAAGAACGAUUCUUUUGAUUGUGCACCCUUGUAGGAAUUACGGCUUUAUCAAUAAUUGUAAAAUGGAGUAUGUGUUAGCCACCUUGACUCGUUUUCCUUCUCUUUGCUCUCUCUCUCUUUCAGCAUUGGAACUUUAUUUAAUUUUAAUUUCUAUGUAACUAUGAGAUAUAGAAACAGAAAUGAGAUUAUUUUAUAACUGAUAAUCCUUUGUUAAUUAUUUUUACUGGUUUUUGCGGAAACGCUGAUUUUCUUCGAUUGCUUUUAUACUCUCGCAUCUUCUUUAUGUUGUUAUCGCUAUUGUACAAAUAAAGUUAACUCUCGAUAUUGCAUGCAAUUGCAAUAUUAUUAUUAUAAUUGCUUUCUUUAAUCGACCAAAUUUCGCAAAUCGCAAAUACUACAUUGUCACGCAUAUGCAUAUAUAUUAUUAUUACUUUUAUAAUUUUUUCAUUAUAUACUCUUGCGCUGCAUUACUUUGUCAUCAGUCUCGUUACUUUCUUUCAUUGUAAUUAUUAUAAUAUUUUUACACGUUAUUACUGCAUUUUCAAUAUCAUGUUGCUAUUUAUUUUUAUACGAAAACUCAUAUUAAUUAUCUUAAUGUGAGGAACCUACGUCCCUUCCACGUUUUACGUGGAACAUUUGUUGAACGAUCGUUUGCUUUCUCACUUGAUUACGCAUUAGUGGAACGAGAAAUUCAUUUCUGGAUAGGUAAUAUUACUGAAACCUUAUCGCGCCUGAUAUGGCCUUGAAAGUAAUAUCAAUUACAACCUUUUACGUUCAUUUCAGACGUUAUGCCAUAAUAAGACAGAAUUACCCAAGUUUAGCAUUGCCCAAGUUUGAGAUGUAAAUGUCAAAAACUAACAUUAUAAGGUGCUAAGCUUUCAUUAUCUAUCCGAUUAUAGGAGCCAUGGAAAUCAUGAAAAGCAUGUACACGCCGAUAUGCAGGUGACAAAGCGCGCGUAAACGGCAAAUCUAAAUGUAAGUCCAAUAAACUGGAUUCUCUUUUUUAGAGGAGCGUUUCGAUCAUUUAUUUAUCAUCAUAUCUUUAGGGUGUGUAACUGCAUUCGGAAACUAUUCGUAGCAGAUGUAAGGAAUAAAAGUUGUCAAAUGGAUCCGCACAAACCAUCGGCAGAUUGUUACUGUGAAUAAAAUAAAUUAAUUUCUUGCAUACCA